This is a messenger RNA of Adineta steineri, 1803 nucleotides long. Lineage: Eukaryota; Metazoa; Rotifera; Eurotatoria; Adinetida; Adinetidae. The record is from the annotation of a GenBank genome assembly.
AUGGCACCAUAUACAUUUUCAUUAUUUGCUCCAUAUAAUAAAAAUUGUGCAUUACGUUUAAAAAAUGCUAAUACACGAAUGUUUAAUAUUGAUAUUUUAAUGGAUAAAAAUGAAGAAACAGGUUAUUUUUAUAAAACAAUUGAUUUAGCUGAUGGAAAAUAUCAUUAUCAAUUUAAAAUUUUAACGAAAAGUUGGUUUGAAAAUUCACCUGCAGCUGCUCAAGCAACACUAGGUAAUGAAAAUGAAGACGUAUCAGAUUCAAAUUCAACUCCACAAAAAAAACAUAAAAAAGAAAUCGAAACAUCGGCUACUUAUACCGAUAUUAUCUAUGUAUUUGUUGAUCCUUAUGCUACUGAAGUUGAUGAACAAGGUACUGAUGAUGCACAUAAAUCAGUAGGUGUUCUCAAUAUAAACAAUGGACAAAAAAUUAUUGAUAAUUAUGAAUGGAAAUAUCAAAAUCAUACAGAAUUACCAGCAAAUGAUGAAUUAAUUAUUUAUGAAAUACAUGUCAGUGAUUUUCUUGGAACAUUUAAAGAUAUUAUCAAAAAAAUUGAUUAUUUUAAAAAACUUGGAAUUAAUGCUAUUCAACUUAUGCCUGUUAAUCAAUUUGGUGGAACACAUAGUUGGGGUUAUAAUACACGUUAUAAUUUUGCAAUUGAACAUUUAUAUGGAACAACAUAUCAAUUUAAAGAAAUGAUUGAUACAUUACAUGGACAAGGUAUUCGAGUGUUUAUUGAUGGUGUCUAUAAUCAUACUGAAUGUUCAUCUCCAUUGACACAAAUCGAUCAUGAUUAUUGGUUUCAUCAUGAACCAAAAGAGAAACAAUGGUCAUGGGGUCCAGAAUGGAAUUAUGAUCUAUACGAUGAAAAAUUUAAUGUUUGGCCUGCAAGAAAAUUUGUUAGUGAAGCAAUUCGAUAUAAUACAAAAGAAUUUCAUAUUGAUGGUUUACGUUUUGAUUCGGCAAGACAAAUUCGACAUUUUGAAUUUUUAAAACAUGUUGUUAAAGAAUGUGAAGAAAUUUGUUUAAGACCAUUUUAUUCUAUGGCAGAAUAUUUACCAGAUAAUCCUGAUAUAACUAUUGAACAAGGUGGUCCAUGUGAUGCAGUAUGGCAUGAUUCAUUUUAUUGGGUACUUAAAAAUGCGCUUUUAACUGAUAAUAUUAAUAUUGAAUUACAAAAUUUAAAAUCAGUUAUUGAUUGUAGAAAACAAGGAUAUAAAACAGGAAAAAAUGUUAUUAAUUAUAUAUCGAAUCAUGAUCAUAAUCGUCUUUUUGUUGAAUUAAAAAAGGAAAAAAAAUUAUCAAAUGAAAAAGCAUUUCAUCUUCUUCGUUUAGCUAUUACGGUUUUAAUAACAUCAAUGGGAAAUAUAUUAAUUUGGAUGGGUGAAGAAUUUGGUGAAGAAAAAGAAAAAAUUAUUGGUGAAGCAAAAUUACAAUGGGAGUUAAUUGAAACUGAAAAAUAUGAAUUUAAUCAACAAAUGUUUAAUUACUGGUGUAAUAUGUUUCGUUUACGUCAUGAACAUAAAUUAUGUUUAAAAUCUGACAAUUUAGAUUUCUUCUUUGAAGAUCGAAUAGUACAAGUAUUUGCUUAUCAUCGUUAUGACAAUGCAAAAACUGAUCAUAUAAUAGUAAUUAUAAAUUGGGCAAGACAAAACUUAAAAUCUUAUCAAAUAAAAGAUAUUCCUAUGAAAGGUCAAUGGAAUGAAUGGUCUACAACUAAUCUAUUUAACGUUAAUGAUGACAAUAUAUUAACAAUUGAUCUCGAAAGUCAACAAGGAAAAAUAUUUAUUUUAAAUAAACAAUAA